Rhagoletis pomonella (apple maggot) is the source of this 408-nucleotide messenger RNA. RefSeq lists its product as uncharacterized. The transcript has a single exon. Gene Ontology annotation, molecular function: nucleic acid binding. The coding region runs from base 1 to 408 and encodes 135 amino acids. NCBI's taxonomy places the organism in Eukaryota, Metazoa, Arthropoda, Insecta, Diptera, Tephritidae. The record is from RefSeq and is a predicted model, not a curated record.
AUGAAAGUAACUUUGACGCCACCACAUCACCAUCAAGGAAAUGGGAAAGCAGAGUCGGCAGUCAAAAUCGUCAAACGUAUCUUUCGGCGAGCAGAUAAAAGUGGACAAGAUCGUUGGCUAGCGCUGUUAGAAUGGCGUAACACACCCAACCACAUGCAGACAAGCCCGGCCCAACGGCUAUAUUCACGUCGGUUACGAACGCAAUUGCCAAUGAAACAAUCGCGGUUGCGACCAGAAGUUCAGCACAAUGUACCAAAUAAAAUCAUAGAAGCGCGUAAGAAAGCAAAAUUUCAUCAUGACAAGCGAGCAAAACAACUGCCAGAGCUGGAAAUAGGCCAGGACGUAUACGUGCAGCUGAAGCCACACCAUGAUAGCAGUUGGAAACCGGCAGUUGUAAGCGACAAAUAG